AUGAGGUUCUCCGUUUUCAAGGAGACAGCCGCCCAUGUGACCAGAUUCAACAGCCGCCGGCCGGGUGAUGACCACGACCAGACGUACACGAUGGAGCUCAGCCAGUUCGCUGACUGGACGCCGUCAGAGUUCCGCCGCCGCCGUUGUGCCAUACCUCAUCAUGAACUCGAACAAGGCAACGAUUACGAUGAAAUGAUCAUGACGACCGAGGCAGAAAAUGUUACGUCGUCGUACGGAAACAUGAACCACUUGUUGCCAAAGGAGGUUAACUGGGUGAAGAGAGGAGCGGUCACCUCUGUGAAGUCGACUCGAAAAUUGAUCACUCUGUCGACACAAGAGUUGGUCGAUUGUGAAAGUAAGAAUUGCAAGCCUUACAGAGUAGACAUUGCUUUUCGGUUUAUCAAGAAAAACGGGAUCACGACGGAUCGGAUUUAUCCCUACAUAGCUAAAUAUUCGGGAUAUUGUCACCUUGAAAAGAAAAACAAGCCCGCGGUAAGGAUUGAUGGCUACUAUAGGGUUCGUCGUAAUAAUGAAAGGGCACUAAUGAUAGCGGUGGCUAGGCAGCCUGUGGUCGCUUUAAUCGAAGCGAGUCCCGACUUUCGUCAUUACUCUAAAGGGGUGUUCGCAGGGGAAUGCGGCACGGUACAGGAUCACGCGGUUACAAUCGUUGGUUAUGGAACAACUCCAUGUGGAAUUCCGUACUGGCUGGUGAAGAACUCGUGGGGCCCACAAUGGGGAGGCGAAGGAGGCUACAUACGUAUGAGGCCCAACGUAUCCGAUAAGAGAGGCCUAUGUGGUAUUGCUAUGGAGGCAUACUACCCGUACAAGUACAAGCGAAGUUGA
Messenger RNA from Erythranthe guttata (spotted monkey flower), 843 nucleotides. The record is from RefSeq and is a predicted model, not a curated record. NCBI's taxonomy places the organism in Eukaryota, Viridiplantae, Streptophyta, Magnoliopsida, Lamiales, Phrymaceae.